AUGGGUAGAAGGCCAUUCAAAUGCUACAGAACAAUCAACAAGAAGGCGUACAUUAAAUCGCGAUUUUGUAGAGGUGUUCCUGAAUCAAAGAUAGCAAUUCACGACUUAGGAAACAGAAAGGCAUCAGCAGAUGCAUUGGCAUUCAGAGUCAAUUUGAUUUCAAUGGAACAAGAGCAUCUUUCAGCAGAAGCAUUGGAAUCAUGUAGAGUUGCAGCUAACAAGUACAUGGUAAAGAUGGCUGGUAAGGAUAACUUCCAUAUGCGAAUAUGUCCUCAGCCAUUGAAUAUCUUGAGAAUAAACAAGAUGUUGACGUGUGCUGGAGCAGACAGACUUCAGACUGGAAUGAGGAAUUCAUUUGGUAAACCAUAUGGUAGAGCAGCAAGAGUAUUUGUUGGUCAGCACAUCAUCAAUGUUAGAACAAAGGGUAAUUUUGUAUCCCACGCUAAAGAAGCAUUGAGAAGAGCUAAAAACAAGUUACCAGGGAAACAAUUGAUUCAGGAGUCUACGAUUCAUGGAUUUACGAAGAUGACACGUGAUGAGUAUCAGAAUCUAAGGAGUGAGAAUAGGUUACUUGUUAGAGGAAGUUGUGUGAGUGUUGUUAAAGAGAAGGGAUCUAUUGAAAGGUACAAGGAGAGAAUGACCAAGGCGCUUGAAUAG
Molecule: messenger RNA, 657 nt
Organism: Enterospora canceri
Lineage: Eukaryota; Fungi; Microsporidia; Enterocytozoonidae
Source: the annotation of a GenBank genome assembly